AUGAAGAUCCGCAGUUUCCUCACCGAAGGCAUCACCUUCCUCCUUGUUGCUCUUGUGUCGCUCAUGUUGAUACCCAAGGGAGCGAUGCUGGUAACCGGCGUCGAGUCGCCGGCGAUGGUGGUUAUAUCGGGGAGCAUGGAGCCGGCGCUUAAGAAGGGUGACAUGGUGUUUGUGCACAACAUGAGCAACGAACCUAUCCGAGAAGGAGAGAUCGUUAUUUUCAGAGUUCCCGGCGGUGAGCAUCCAAUCGUCCAUCGUGUGAUCAAGGUUCGUGAGCUCCGUGACACUGGAGAAAUUCAGAUCCUCACUAAAGGGGACAAUAAUUCAGUGGAUGACCGAUUCCUCUACGCAGACGGGCAGCUGUGGCUUCAGCCGCAGGACAUUAUCGGACGGGUUGCAGGCCAUCUGCCGUAUGUUGGAUGGCCUAAUGUCUUCAUCAUCGAAACCUUUAAGCCAGGUGAGGCUGGCCAUACUGAGAUCCCACCGCUUCCCACUUCCCACGGCUUCCCAAAAAAACGCCCAGACCUCCAGACUGCUCUCUUCCUCCCCAUGGCCGCCGCCAGCAUUUUCCCUACCGGUUGCAGCUCCCUCCUCCCCCUCCUUGGUAGCUCUGGCCUCUUCUAUCUCCCGAUACAGAGGAGCUGGGAGCCCUCCUCUCUUUCCCCGAACCCCUGCACCUCCAGCCGUGUCAUGGUGCAGCCCCAUCUGAGAGGAACCAGCGUGGGGGCCAUGGAGGCAUCGACGACGCGUGUGCUGCGGUCGGCGAGGUCCAGGCUUGGCGGGGUUGGCGCUGGUGGACGGAAGUGA
Molecule: messenger RNA, 807 nt
Organism: Lolium rigidum
Lineage: Eukaryota; Viridiplantae; Streptophyta; Magnoliopsida; Poales; Poaceae
Product: signal peptidase complex catalytic subunit SEC11C-like
Exons: 6
Coding region: 1-807 (268 amino acids)
Cellular component (GO): signal peptidase complex; membrane
Molecular function (GO): serine-type endopeptidase activity
Source: RefSeq, a predicted model, not a curated record